AUGGAAGACAAUCAAUCUAUUCUCUAUCACGGUGCCUACUCCAUCUGCGCUCUUAUGGUGCGCUAUACUCUGGCCCUAAAAGGGCCUCCAAAAGAUGAUACUUCGACCUUAAACGUGCGCGAAGUAUCAGUCGAUCUUUUCCAAGGGGAACACUUGACUGAAGAAUUUCUCUGCGAAAUUAAUAAAUACGGCCAGAUUCCCGUCCUAGAUACUAGGAAGGGAACCCCGAUUGAAGAUAGUCUCCAGAUCACCUUUUUCAUUGCAGAGCGAUAUCCAAACCUGAUACCCAAAAUUCAUAAAGAGGAAAUCACUUCUCUACUUAAGGAGCUGCAUGGAGUGAACUAUUUCUCGCUUUCUUUUGCAGAUUUUGGCGGUGCGCGUGUAGCGGCUGGGCUUGCGGCAGCAAUCGAAAAACUCCUCCAAGAUCCUACCAUCUCAGAUCGUUAUCGCAAGGCGUUGGAGUUUAAGCUUGACGUUGUGAAAAGUUUCAAGGUCGCAGGAACGGAACCCGAGACAAUUAAGGAGAUGGAGCGUCGUGCUAAAGUUAUCCUCGAUCGUUUGGCGAAUACACUCCCGGAGAAUUCUCAUGAAUCUAGCGUUGGUCCUUGGAUGUUUGGUUUACAGGAGCCUUCUGCCCUAGAUGCACAUGCGGUUGUCUUUAUUGAGCGGAUGCGAGACGUUGGCCGAAUCGGGUUGGUGCCAGAUAAACUUGAUGCUUAUUCUCAGAGGGCUACAGAGCAAGAUGCAUGGAGAAGUGUGAUGAAUGGGCGGAGGACCAUGGCCCCACGUCCCAAAGCCUAG
Molecule: messenger RNA, 801 nt
Organism: Penicillium cataractarum
Lineage: Eukaryota; Fungi; Ascomycota; Eurotiomycetes; Eurotiales; Aspergillaceae
Product: glutathione S-transferase family protein
Exons: 3
Coding region: 1-801 (266 amino acids)
Source: RefSeq, a predicted model, not a curated record